AUGUUUCACCUGAGUACUGUUGCUGUUACGGUAUUUUUACUUGUGACUGCUACCAGACAAGAUGAUGACAUUGGUUACUUUUGGCAUUUAAGUGAUAUUCACUGUGAUUUAAAAUAUGUAAAUAAAUCAUGUAAUCUUCCAUAUGGUAAUUAUUCUUGUGAUUCACCACUCAAACUUGCUUUAAAUGCAAUCAAUGCAACUAGAAUGUUAUUUGCUAAAACACCGGAUUUUGUUAUUUGGAGCGGUGAUAAUGGGCCACAUGAUGACAGUUUGACAUCCGAUCAACUUUUGGAUGGCAUCCGGUUAAUAAGUAAAGCGUUGAAACAAUCAUUUCCAGUGGAUGAAGUUUACAUUCUACCUGUAUUAGGUAAUCAUGAUGUUGUGCCUGCAAAUACUAUGGAAAUUACACCACAAAGUCGUUCACGUUUUGACUUGUGUCACAAACUUGGUAAUGAUAUAGAUUUAUGGGGUGAAUGGAUUAAUCAUCGCCAAAAGAAAUAUUCAUCAUCAUCACGUCCCUCUUCCUUCUUCUCAUCAGAAAAUUCAUUAGACUUUCCAAUGGCUAAUUUCUCACAAACUUGUUUCUUCUCACAUUAUCUUGUAUAUAAUACUACUUCCAACAAUCAUUCUAAUACUGAUAAAAACAAUCAUAACUCUGAAAUUGCUCAUCAACCUAAUUUACUUCUAAUCAGUUUAAAUGGUCUAAUCUGGUAUCAAGGGAAUAUAUUAGCUGGUACUAAUGAUCCAGAUCCAUUGGGUCAAUUAAAUUGGCUUCGAAAAACAUUUGAAUGGGCAAGAAAACGAAAAGAUAAAGUUUUACUUGUUAGUCAUUUCCCUCCGGGUGCUUCAGAAAAUGCUCCACAAUGGUAUCAAUUUCUUCGUCCAGAAAUCAAUGAUCAAUUUGUGAAUAUAUUAAUUGAUAAUGCAGAUUUAUUAAUGACUGGAUUAUUUGCCCAUGAACAUGUGGAUAGUUUUCGAUUAUUAGUAUCUAAAUCAAAUGUACCAUUAGCAUCUUUAUUUCUUAUGCCUUCUAUUUCUCCAUUAAUGUUACAUGGAUUAGGUGAUUUUAAUCCACGUAUUCGAUUAUAUCGAUUUAAACGUUCCACAAUGACCCUAUUAGGUUAUUCACAAUAUUAUUUUAAUUUACAAAAUCAAUUAUUCAAUUCUGAUCCAUUCAAUUAUUGGCAAUUAGAAUAUGAUACAAUGGAUACGUAUCAUUUAACUGAUUUAUCUGCAAAUUCAUUCAAUCUAUUAUGGUAUAAUUUUUCUAAUGAAGAUAAUCAUUAUUGGUCAAAAUAUUGGAAUUAUGAAUUAGGCGGUCGACCACAUGUAUUCAAACCAAAUUAUCUUACAGAGAAUGGUCUUUGUCCACGAGCCAAAUCCCAAUGUCGAUGUGAUCAUUUAUGUGCUAUACGAUUUUUGAUUAUAUCCGAUUUAAACUAA
This is a messenger RNA of Schistosoma mattheei, 1443 nucleotides long. The record is from the annotation of a GenBank genome assembly. NCBI's taxonomy places the organism in Eukaryota, Metazoa, Platyhelminthes, Trematoda, Strigeidida, Schistosomatidae.